Messenger RNA from Labrus bergylta (ballan wrasse), 2237 nucleotides. RefSeq names its product Galectin-related protein A-like. Gene Ontology annotation, molecular function: carbohydrate binding. Lineage: Eukaryota; Metazoa; Chordata; Actinopteri; Labriformes; Labridae. The record is from RefSeq and is a predicted model, not a curated record.
GGGAGCCUGUCUCUAUGACAACGUGGUGCAGGCGGGGUUUGCCAGCUGGAGGCAGAGUCAGUCAGUCAGUGCUCAGUUGGCAUCAGCGCCUCGAAACCUCCACACCGCAUCACGCCCUGAGUGGAAUGGAAGAAAAGGACAAGAAAGAGCAUGGGGAGUACACCGGAGAGAUAAAGGGCGGGCUGCGGCCUUCAAUGAAGCUGGUUGUGAUGGGAAUCAUCAACAAAAAGCCCAAAAGCAUGGAGGUGACUCUGUCCAGUCACCCUCAGGAGGAAGAGGAGGAGGGCGACGUGGGUCUCCAGCUGAAGAUCAGCUUCAUGGACAAAGCCGUCCAACGUAACGCCCGCAUGGCUGGAAAGUGGGGAAAGGCAGAAAACAACCUUUCCUUCUUUCCUUUUGCAGCUGGAGAAUCCUUCAAGAUGGAGAUCGUGUGCGAGCACCAGCAGUUUCGCAUCCUGGUGGACGGUCAGCCCCUCUGCGGCUUCACCCACCGGAUCGCCCCGCUCGCCUCCCUCACUGCCUUACGAGUCUUUGGAGAUCUACAGCUUACCAAGGUGGCCUAACACCAGCGACAGAGAACAGCAGCGUACAUAGGGACGUCCUGGGACAGUCAGAGUUUAGAAUAGAGCCAGUUUUUUGAGAGAAUAAAGUAACCCAUGAUGGAAGAUAAACCUGCCUCGUAAUCACGUGUUAAGACAAAGUGCCUUCACUAGAUUACUUAUUUAGAGACUUGAAGAGAAAGACCGACAGUCAUCAAUGUCUUACAUAAACCGAAGAAUGUGAUUUGAAAUGAGUUUUAAAGCUGAUGAGGUCGAAGCUAUAACAUUUUCCCUAAAUGAACAAAGUGAUGUGUGGCUGCAUCAGUUUCCUGGUGCUUUUAAAUCUCAGACCAAUGCCUUUGAUUUCUCUGGAGUUAACUUUUGAAAGCACUUAACGUUUACGAGCGCCUGCAUGAAGAUGAAUGUUCACACAAACAAUUGAUUGUCAUCCUGUGCCCGACUAAGUACUGUAACAAUAUUCAUUCACCGCGUUCACACGGCAGCCGUUUUCCUGUGACGUCCAGCUCAAGUUAUUAUUUAAAGCAGAAUGAAAAACGUUUACAGGCAUACUCAUGUUUGGUUUUAAGUUAGCAUUCAAACCCCACUCUUACAUGGUAAGUUCAAACUUAAACAAACCUGAGCGAGAGCAUAGCUAAUGUUGAUGUUAGCUGGACAGGAUUGGUGCGUUCCAUUAACCUCGGUUAUUGGAGCCAGGAAUGACGUCACACCUGUGUUAAACGUGUUCCAGUUACGAGUUGGCAACAAGUCAGACAAGCGACAUGGACGCCUCCAGGAGUUUGUUUUGUUAGCUACCAGGCGAUAACACACUACGGGAUAACUUCAGACUAAACUAACAUGACAACACGUCCAGAGAGAGAACUUUUACUUAUUUAAUAACACAAAAAGAGGACUAAGCAGCUACAAUAGUUACAGCUUAGACUUUACUGUUGACGCCCUUAGCAGCCAUGUUGGAUUUUAAACUCGGGCUACUGAAGGUUCUUCAAUUUUCCAAGUCGGACUUCCGACUUCAAGGGGCGUUUCUGAUGACAUAUCAGACCUGCACCCCUAAUUUUCCCGACUUCUGAGAUCAAAUGGAACACACCAUAAGCUUUCCUUAACCUGUUUUUCAAAAUGGCAAAGUUAGCAUUUAGCUUCUUACUGGCUAACUAAAGAGGGGCUCAAUCCUAAAGUUAGCAACUUUGGCUGAAUGGCGCUCCAGUUUUGCUAAAGCUAGAGGUAAGGUUAGCAUUCAACUUCUUCCUCGCUAAACCUCGCUAGAAUAGCCUGAUGCUGUUAAGCUAGCUGUGAGUUAACAUUGAUAAACCUAACAUGUGGCCCAACAUCCCUCCAGAUUUGCAUUAUCCAUCUUCCUGUCAGUUGCAUCUCAAUCCAGAAAAGUUAGCAUUAAAACCUGAAUCUGAGUAAAACAACAGAACAUCAUGUGAGCCAGUCCAUUUAUGCGUGACGUCAGAGGAAAAUGGCCGCCGUGUGAAAACAGUAAAUAAUGUAAAAACUACUCCGUAGCCCACGUUAGUGCAUGCCAGUAAUCCAAUCCGUGUAAUUCUGAUUUAACCUCCUGGAUUAUGUCACACAUUGUGUUAUUAUCACUUUGUUUGUGUAUUUUUUCUCUAUCUUAGCACUUUUUAUGUAAAUGUUUCAUAUCGACUUCACUGCAAUAAAUCACUUUAGUUGUUAUUA